AUCAGAUGUUCAGAAGACACAAUUCUCACAAAAAAUAUUUUUAUCAGACAAUUUGUAACCUCACGUCGGGCCCCCUCGUCCAUAACAACGACCCUAGCAACGGCUUGUUUGGAGCGGAGCGUCAUGCUCUGCCGUGAUAACUUACGGGGUCGAUUGGUUUAUAAGGGCCAUGGGAGGAAUCAUGUUUUUGGUUUUGAGUUUCUAGGCUAGGUGGCGCAAGCUACCACCGGUUAUGAAGGGUAAUAGCCGUUAGCAUCUAUCCAUCCAUUCAUACAGGUCGGCCGCAUCCAGCAGUUCCUGGACGGCCGCCUCCAGCAGUUCCUGGACGGCCGCCUCCAGCAAGACCUCCCCCAACAGCCACAGGACCGUCGGCUCCAUCGAUUCUGCUGUGCACUUUCGGAGCGGCGGGAGUCGUGAGUGCGAUGAUGCCGGACGACGGAAUUUGCGACGUCAUCUUCUACACGCACGGAUUCGAGAGCAACGGCACUUUCCUGGGCACCGGUGACGAGAUGGCCUACGGCGUCUUUCUCGAAGCGGCGGGGAACUUCACCCAGACUACGUUCGGAGUGUCCAUCGGCGUAAGAAAUGCACGCGACCGCAAAACUUCCGACAUCGUAAAGGGAUGUCAAGAAGCUUGGGAUGCCAACGUGAGACACUUUGGAAUGCUGGACGUCUGGGAACUUGAGGACUACGAAGGCGCAAAAGAUAACGAAAUGAUUACGCUUUUGGACUUCAAUGGCUUUCACAAAACGAAGCGAGCGCUGUACACGGGCCCGCUCUAUAUUGCCUUCGCGGCGUCGUCGACAACUGACCAGGCCGGCACGACCAAACUCAUGAAACGCGUGCUCAAGGAUUACAAUUUCCUGAACCUGGUGGUACUCAAGAGCCACGUGUCCCAAUGGAUGAACCAAUCGUUCCUCGUGGCCGUGGGACCGAACACCAGAACCACGGCUUCCAUUCCUUCACAGCCCCUCAGCACCGUAAUCGGGCCGGGGCUGAAGACGACCAGACUAUCCAAGAAUGGCAGGCACCUGAUGAUGUCGCUUACGCUGGGCAGCGCGGGCUACCGCAUGCCGAAAAACUGGACCGGAGGUACCGCGGAACAGCCUUCGCACUACCAUCUCAUGUUCUACAUGCAGACGUGUGACGCCAACUUGGGACCCGAGAUCGAGACUGCCGACGACAUGUCGAAACGGAAGGAAAACACGGCGGUCAAGUUCAUGAUCAUGUACGACGACGCCGGUCUGCUCGCGAACAAGACGAAGCUCUUCUUGAGCAGUUACCUGAAGCCGACUUCCUCCGGAAUCGCGGCGUUCAACGUCGAAUACGACGACUUCUCUGGCGUGUGCGCCCAGGGGAGGUUUGCCAGACUCCGGGCAAUCAAGGCAGCCAUCGCGCCCCACGCGUGACUCGGUCACCGUCUUCAGGUUCCCACGGUCCACCGAAGAGAACAAAGACCGCUCGCGUACAUAACAAUUUGAUUGUGUGUCUGUGUGUGUGUGUGGGGGGGGGGGGGGGACAUUUUUAUGACCAAUGGAAACUUGCAUCUCUAUGAAUUAUGCGGCCUCAGAGUUUUCAUUGAAGGAUAACUGACAGUUUGCAAAAAGGCUCUUGGCGACGUGAGGUGCCACUCCGAUGAUUCCUGUAGGUAUAAUAAACAUAUUUAAAAAAAAAAAAA
Molecule: messenger RNA, 1678 nt
Organism: Ixodes scapularis (black-legged tick)
Lineage: Eukaryota; Metazoa; Arthropoda; Arachnida; Ixodida; Ixodidae
Exons: 8
Coding region: 423-1409 (328 amino acids)
Source: RefSeq, a predicted model, not a curated record